Molecule: messenger RNA, 4317 nt
Organism: Labrus bergylta (ballan wrasse)
Lineage: Eukaryota; Metazoa; Chordata; Actinopteri; Labriformes; Labridae
Gene: mphosph8
Product: M-phase phosphoprotein 8
Molecular function (GO): protein binding
Source: RefSeq, a predicted model, not a curated record
CCUCUGAGCUGCAGAGCUAGUGCAGUAACUACAGCCAGGUACUUGGGCACACUAGCGUCCUGUCUGUUCUUACCUUACAGCCAACGCGGCCUUUACGGUUGCUAAAUCAAAUACUGCUUGAUUUUUUGGCACCAACCCCGCAGCCAUGGCGGCGGAGACCGACAAGGUAGAGCCUGCGGACAGCGACGAAGGAGAAGAUCAGUACGAAGUGGAAAGGAUCAUUGACAUGCGGGUGGAAGAGGGUGAAGUGCUGUACAGAGUGCGGUGGAAGAACUACUGCUCAGACGAUGACACAUGGGAGCCCGAGGCCCACUUGGAGGAUUGUCGCGAGGUCCUCUUAACUUUUAAGAAGACCAUGGCUGAAAUUAAGGCCAAGAAAGAAGCAGAAGCCAAGAAGAGUGUGAAGCUGCUGCCAACAAAGAGUGACGUCUUUGAUGCAGACUCUGAGAGUGACAGUGACAAAGAUCGACCCAGCGUGGCACCCGUCAAGAAGAAAAAGAUGAAGCUAAAGGAAGAUGAGGAGGAGCCACUUCCGAAGGAAAAGAAGAAAAAGAAAAAAGAGAAACAGAAGGAGGAUUUCAGGCCUCUACCGGCACCAGAGACAGACGAAGAAGAGAGAGCACCGACUCCAUCCUCUCCUCCCAGGGAGAAAAAGACCGAUAUGAAAAAGCGAGUGGUUGACUCUGACGAGGAGGACAAUGAGCCCGUUCCCCCGAAAAAACACAAGAAGGAAAAGGGAAAAGAUGGAGGAAAGCACAAGAAGGAAAAGGCAGAGGAGGGAAAGAAGAAGAAAGGAAAGAAGGAAAGGAAGAUUGAAACCUCAGAAGACGAGGCUGCUGCACCUCUAGAGGACGACCUAAGUGACGGCCCUUCAGAGUCUCAGGUGGACGACAGUGCUUCAGCAGACGCAGGGGCAAAAUCAGCCGAAAGGGCCCGUUUGGAGGACAAGGUCAAGCAAAAGAAGGGGAAGUGGGAAGUGAAGCUGCAGGGCAUUAAGGACAUAAUCCAAGACAAAAAGGGCAAAAAGCCAGACACUCCACUAAAAGAAAGCAGCCUCCAAAAACUCAAGAGUCUCACCUCUAAAAGCAAGGAGGAGGCUGCCCCUCACUCGGACUCCAGUGACAGCUCCACUUUACACAGGAAAGCUAAGAGCAAAGGGCAGGAGAGCACACCUGUGCCGCCCAAAGUCCCGUCUUCCUCCACCUCCUCAUCGUCCUCCUCGUCCUCCGUCACAGCAGCUAGCAGCGCUAAAGGUAAGGAGGAAGAGGUGGCUAAAGAGGAGGUUUUGGGACAGAAGGAUGCGACAGGCUCCACUAACCUGUUUGAGAAGUUCCUGUUAAACUGCGAGGCCAAGGACCGUGCCCCCCGAAGGCAGCCAGUACAUCAGCCCACCCCAGAAAAAAGCAUCAGCAAACCCACCAAGCUAAUCGGAAAGAUUGAGAAGCUCUCUAAGCCGACCAAAGAGUCUCCAGCUCAGAAACCAGAUCCUGAGAAGACGGAGAAGACCAAGCAAUCAGAUGCCCCAAAACCUGGCCAGAGUCACGGCUUCAGCCUGGACAGCGAUGAGAAGGAAGAUGAACCUUCAGCAAAGCCAAGACCAGGAGAAGAACCCCGGGACAAGAGAGAGAAGCAAGAUGAGGUGCAGCGGCCCAGCUGGGACAGGAGAACGUCAACAGACGACAGGCGGAAGAGGAGAGAGGACAGCGAGCCAAGACUCUUCAUGGCAUGUGAUGACAAUCAGGACAUCCAGGACCCAGCAGAGGGCGCUGACAAAUCUGACAAGAGCCAUGCAACCUUGAGUCUAGGAAUGGACCUCAACCUGGACUGGAUGACACUGGACGACUUCCAGAAGCACCUAAAUGGGGAAGAUGAGAUCCUGUCUGGUCCCCCGCUAUCUCCUAGUGAGCUGCGUGAUGCUGUGAAAAGUGGAGAUUACAUGGCAGUAAAAUUGGCACUUAAUUCCAAAGAAGACUACAAUCUAGACCAAGAGGAUGUGAGUGGUAUGUCUCUGAGCAUGCUGGCAGCAGCAGGGGGUCAGGACGACAUCCUCAGGUUGCUGAUCAAGAAGGGAGUGAAGGUGAAUGGACGACAGAAGAACGGCACCACAGCCCUGAUGCACGCUGCAGAAAAGAAUUUCUUGACUACUGUUGCUAUCCUGCUGGAGGCCGGCUCAUAUGUCAACGCACAGAAUGUAGGCGGGGAAACGGCACUGAUGAAGGCGUGCAAAAGAGGGAACGCUGACGUAGUGCGCCUCCUGCUGGAAUACGGCGCCGACUGCAACAUCCUGUCCAAACACAAGAACACAGCCAUGUACUUCGCCAAACUCAGCAACAACCUGAUGGUGUUCGACUUCAUCAAGGACCACAUCAGCAUGCUGUCCAGUGUGGCCGAGGACACGAUCCGAGCGUACUUUGAGUCUCGUCUGGUGCUGCUGGAGCCGGUUUUUCCUCUUGCCUGCCACAGGCUUUGUGAGGGACCCGACUUCACCAUGGAGUUCGGCUUCAAAACACAGCCACAACCAGAAGGCUCGGGGAUCCUCCUCUUCAUCUUCCACGCUAACUUCUUGAAUGAAAUAACAGCCCGGCUCUGCGGACCUUGCAGCGUUCACGCCGUGGUGCUCAACGACAAGUUCCAGCUGCCCAUCUUCCUGGAUAGUCACUUUAUCUACUCCUUCAGUCCGGUGCCAGGCAUCAACAGACUCUUCAUUCGUCUAGCAGAGGCACCAACAGCCAAGGUCAAACUCCUCAUCUGUGCAUACAGAGUUCAGCUGCAAUGAUGCCUCCUCUGAUUAUGUCAACAAGUCACACCGAGCCUGGCCUUAAUGACAACACACCCCACACACACACACACACACACAUACACAUACUAAGCAUUAGCUGAAACACACUGCAAGGCUUGUUGUCUUCAAAGAGAGGAAACGUUUUGUUGGCUUCCCAAACAACAUUGAGAUUUAAAAGCCAGACCUCGGAGAAGACUGAAGCUCAUCGAUGACAUCCAGACUGCAGCUCCUCCGUGAUCAACAAAUGCCUUGCAGUCUUGUGUGGUUGAUUAAACCUCGAAGUAAACCCUCAAGCAGCCCGUCCAUUUUUAUAUUGACACCAACACUACUACACAGCUUCCUGUUACAAUGUGGCGGUCAGAAACUCCCUCCUCUCCUUUCAGAAACCCUCCUGGGUCGUGCCUUUUCUCCUAGCUCCACCUUCUGUCAGUGUGGACAUGAUAGACGUGUGUCUGUGUGUUUGUGUGUUUGCAAACCUAGCUUGUACAUCAAUGUGUAGAUUUUUAGGGGUGCUUUUGAAGAAGAUGCAGAACGGUUUUCCAUCUCUCCUUUUUUUUUCCAAUUUUUAAGCAUUUUUCUUGGACCAAUGUAUCGCUUUCCCACUCGUGCUGUGUUUGGUAACACCCGAUUUUAUAAUAGACUGUCCUAAACAUACCUGUUUAGCUAGCACUGAAACUUAAAUAGAAGUCUGAGGCAUCCAGUAUUGGGUAACUCCUUGUUGUUAUUUACAAAAUUACAAGCCAAACUCCUGCACACUGUCUCUUUCUCUUGAAACAGAUUUGAGUUCAGAUAUGACUGAAGAUUUGUGUAUUUUUUUAAAGCUUUGGUACUUUUUCAACACUGUCGAUAAUUACAGGAACAGAAAAUAUAUCAUUUCAUAACCCGUGGUGUCAAAAAUGUUGACAACCUUAGAAGCUGUGAUAUGCUGUUAAGGUAAAUCUGUUGAUUCUCCAAUGACAACAAGUGAGAAACUACAUUUCUACAUCACCCAAUCAGAAGCCGGUAGAGAAGUUAAUGUUAACCAAAUCACCAGGAUAGACACUGUUUUGUUUUCAAUCUUUGCCAAGCGGUCGACAAAAAACCUCACUGGCCAUCAUGGGGUCAUGUUCUUGUUGGAGAAGCUUCUGAACAUGAUUCCAUAACACUACAUUAGGAAGGCGGGCAGAUGCGUCCCAAAAAUAAGAGAUCCAUCACAAUAUGUGGCGGGUAUUUAGUGCUGUCCACGUGUGACCUGACGAUCUCACACCAGGAGUGUAAACAGGAGUGUACUCUCUAAUAUGGAUGUUCAUACAAUAGGAGGUUGUGAUUGCAUAGACAAUGUUUUUAUGAAUGAAGAAAAAGUGAUUUUAUAUUUUUGGGUCUGUAAAUAUUCACAUACUAUAUAUAGAUAUAUGCAGACAAAGAUACAGUUAUAAAGUGUCAUCUGAUGACUGCUUAUGUUUUGUUGCUCUUUUUUUUUCUUUUCUUUUUGUUGCAAAUACAGGAUUGAGUUAAGUUAUUUAGUGUGUACAAUAAAAAUCUGUUUCCUUCACUUUCAA